Symbiodinium natans is the source of this 1140-nucleotide messenger RNA. The record is from the annotation of a GenBank genome assembly. Lineage: Eukaryota; Dinophyceae; Suessiales; Symbiodiniaceae.
AUGCGCCGUGUGGCCGAGCGCUGCUGGUCUGCGCUGCCUUCAGGACACAAGCUCCUUGCCGUAAGGUUCUUCAGGGUUUUCGGAGGUGUGUACCCUGUUUUCGGGUGUAGGGCCAACGAUUGGUUUGCGUGCGCACGACGCGCGUGCGAAACGCCUGCGAAAAGCCCCGUGAAAACCGGACGCUUUUCCUUGAGCGGUCGCAUUUUGGAUGGGAAAUCGUGUUUUUGCCACAGCCCGGGUGCCAUUCCCGACUUCUCGGGGCCUCGGAACAUCACAAACUACAUUCUUCUGGCUCUGUGGAUUGCGUCGAAUCGCGCUCUGGCCUGGGCCCUGAUGUGGAAAUCGUGCUCUCCGCCGAGGUCCCGUGAUGUUUUCGUGGCUUGCAUGGAUGGAAUCCUCGUUUUGGGCCGUUGGGCCUGGAUGGGUUCAGCCGAAGAGGAUUUGCAAUUCGCGGAGUUGCAAGUUGCACUGUCACCUAGGCGCUGUGCGUAUCGAUGUCGCUUUUUGACGUCGGGUCUCGCGAAAGGUGAAAUUGUCGUCGCUUAUGGUCGUCGGGGUUCGCCAAUUGCGAAACAUGUGGUUGUUUACGGACGUCGGGAUUCGCGAAAUGCGAAACUGCCGUCGUUCUCGGAUGUCGGGUUUCACCACAAUCCGAAACUGUCGUCGCUUUUGGGUGGCUUUGCAUGUCGGGACGUCCCGCCUACCGUGCGCAUCGACGUCGCCAUCCUUGCAAUUAACGGUCGUUGCUAUUGGACGUCAAAUGUGAAGAAACUGUCCUCGCUUUUGGUGACUUUGGACGACAUGCGGAGCUCUGGUGGCUCGAAAGUCGACGAUUGCAGUGCAAACGUAGUCGGCCGAGGACGCCCGGAGGUCCAGUGGCUCGCAAGUCGCCUUCUCUGGUCCAAAGGUAGUACGCGGAGGAUGUCCGGAGGUCCAGUGGCUCGAACGCCGACUUUUGCAGCACAGUACACGGAGGGCGUCUGGAAUUCUUGGAGUUCUUUUGAGGGAUGUUUUUCAAGUGCCAAUGGAAUGUUCUCUGGCUCAGAGCUUGGAGUGCUCUUCGCGUAUGUUUGGAGGACCCUUGGAAAGCUCUGGCGUUUCCGCGUGGUCUCUCACUGUUUGGGGUCUACGUUGGCAUAA